Molecule: messenger RNA, 2899 nt
Organism: Dimorphilus gyrociliatus
Lineage: Eukaryota; Metazoa; Annelida; Polychaeta; Dinophilidae
Source: the annotation of a GenBank genome assembly
ACACCUUGUACAAUUUCAGUGCAUCAAUUAUUGUGCGAAAUGAUUGUGUUUAAUGACUUCUUGAAAUGGUUAUCCAUCGAUCUUUCAAUAAAGCUAACUAUAUCUUUGAUUAGUCUUUUGGUGGCUUAUUUUUUAUUAGAAAAGUUCAAAGGUGGUAAAAGAAUACCAGGACCUAAGGGCUUACCCCUCGUCGGCAUAGCUUUUAGUAUAAAAAAGGAGAAGAUGCAUCUAGAAUUGGCAAAUUACGCCAGGAAAUACGGCAACUUGUGUCGUUUUAACCUAAUGGGUUCAGACAUUGUUUUGGUUUCUGGGCUAAAAUUAAUUCACGAGGUCUUUGUAACGAAACAAGACGGAUUUUCUUCGAGAUAUUUAUCUAACAGGUUAGGUAUAUUAUAUAAGAAAGAACCCGGUAUUACUGCAAUGAAUGACGAUGAAAAGUUUAGAGAGCUAAAAAAAAUUUGUUUAAAGUCUUUUAAACACUAUGGCGAUGGAAUGGAGACAGUGGAAUCAUUGACAAUGAGAUCUAUAAAUAAAUUUUUUACAUAUUUGUCAAAUGCUAAUGGCAAGGCUGUAGAUAUAAAUGACAAGAUACAAUACUUAUUAGCAGACAUAGUCUAUUCCAUGCUUUUAAAUCAAGAGCUGAGUGAAGAAGAGAUUUCACAAAUAACCAAAAUGAGUAUACAGUUUGUUGAAGUUACAUUUGGCUCCAAGGCACUGCUUUUGGAACUUUUUCCUUGGUUAAAAUAUUUCGGAUAUAAAGCAUAUAAAAAAAUUUGCGAUUAUGAAAGAAAUGUUUGCGCAUUUUGGAAUAAAGUUAUCGAUCAGCGAUUUCUAAUGAAUCAAGAUGAAAAAAACAAGGAUGAGAUUUCUGGUGCAAUAGAUAGUAUGUAUUCUCAAUUAAUGAAAUCGUCUUUUCAAUAUAGCCGGGCUUCCUUCUGUAAGACACUUCAAUCAAUAAUUUUAGCUGGAUUUUCCACGACAUCGUCUUCAAUGUAUAAUUUUUUGCCAAUACUGCUUAAUCACCCUCAAAUAGAGAAAAGGAUUUUUCAAGAAGUUAGUGAAGCUGUCGGACAUUCUAGAAUGCCUUGUCUUGAAGAUAAAAAAAAUAUGCCGUAUUCGGAAGCUUGUGUUUUAGAAUUACUCAGAUACACAACUGUCGUACCAUUCGCCUUACCUCACGAAACUGACCGUGACAUGGAUUUAGACGGCUAUCAGCUUAAAAAAGGCACACAGGUUUAUUAUAUAAUAUGCUAACCAUACACUUUUAAAUUUUUGUCAAGUAGAUAUGGCCCAAUAUUUGGGGUCUCCAUCAUGAUGAAGAAAUUUGGGGCGAUCCCUGGAAUUUCCGACCCGAGCGAUUUUUAAAUGAAGAAGGAAAAGUAGUAGACACCGGUCAUUACUUGAGGAAGCAGUAAGAAUUUGAGAUACUCUACUAGUAAAUAGAUUUGCUACUCAUUUUUUUUAAAAACAAACAGCCUUCUACCUUUCGGAGCUGGAAGGAGAAUUUGUUUAGCAAAACCAAUGGCUAAGAAUCGACUGUUUCUAUUUAUAACAGGCAUUAUACAAAAUUAUAAAGUAGAACCCGAAAAGGAAAAUAAAUUACCGGAAUACGAUGCAAGAAAGUUCCUUUUCAUGGGAGUGGUAGUGUCUUCGCCUUACAAAGCCAAAUUUAUAAGACGCGAACAAAAAUCAGAUUAAUCCCCGAAUUAGUCACAGAUGUAAAAAAUGGACCGCAUACGACACAGAUAUAAACAUUUUUAUAAAAAAGAAAUAUGUAUUUCUCUAGCAUAGAUUAUACUUUAUACUCCCUCUAAAUCCUUCAACUAACUAAAAUAAACGUUAACAUGAUAUCAAUUUAACAAACACGACUCGUCCUUGUUUUUUUCCUACAUUUUCUAAGUUAUCUUUUUAGCUAGUCUAUACUAUAAAAAUACCUUAUUAUAGGAUGAUAUACUUAAAUAAAAAUUGAUUAUCAAUAAUCGUUCAAGUAGAGAAGAGAGAGAGAGAAAUCGAGGAAAAUGCAGGGUUUUAUCCUACAUUUAUUCUUUUUUUCUGUUUCCUAUUCUCUACCGGCCGUAAUGUAUUUUACCAUUAGGGUAAUAAGUUUCGAAACAUAGUUUGUUAAAAAUGUUAAAAAGUUUAAAGGACAAUAUGUAAUUUUUGAAUAGAUGACUGGAUGCAUAUAUGAAUGGGAUAUAUAAAUAGUGACUAUAUUUAAAUAUGGUUUAUUGUUCAGUUUAUGUACACUGUUGCUAAGGUUAUGAAAAUAGUGUGUACUUAACAGUUCUCCAUCAAGUACCAAAGGAAAAUCUGUUAUACCUUUCCUUCUGGAGUGAUGAUAACAAAUAGCCAAAAGUUAGAAGUAUUUGUCAACUUAUUUAAGAGUAUCACUUUUAAUAUCAUGGGAACUUAUGGUUAAGUUUUCGCACGAUUUCAUCCUAUAGACUUUUUUACAACAAUCAAUUAAGCCUAUAGUCUGACAGUUACGCUAGAUAAGACAGGCACAAUCUAGACAAAAUUGCAUUCAAUCUGCGGGCAAAAUGUCGUCGUCUAUCAGGCGUGAUGUAUUAACAAACUAAUAUUAGGCCUAAGAAAGUAGCAAAUUUCCUUCCAAUAUAACUUACCUCCUGGACCGCAUAAUGAUGCUAUAAGCCUAGCAGUUACUGACCCGCUAGUGUGACUUCCAGUUGGACGUCUACUUGCAUUUUCCUUCUAAAAAACAUUGAGAAAAAUAGAAAAAAACAGUGAUGGUAGAUUGGAAGUUGUCUAUUAUUGAUUCUUGCGACACAAAUCUACUGCUUUCCUCUCGUCUAUCAAAUGGUUAAAUGGAAAUUGUGCCUGAUUAAAUCAUAACACCUUGCCUGAAGGUAAAAAUUACGAUAUUGGCUUAAGAAUAAAA